GGAAUAAUUUUUAUAAAAUAUUAAGAAUCAGUAAUGCUCAAUAGCAAUUUCAGACAUUUGGUAAAUACAGGAAGGAUCAACAGCAGGUUAUUAUCAAAUCCUUCUUCACUCAGCAUGCUUAGAAGCAGCAGGCUUCUAAGCAGACGGGGAAUGAUGGAUAAAAAUGCCCUGCUUCGGUUUGUGCCAAAGCGGAACUUUAACAAGAGAAUUGAUAGAGCACUUGAGGAUCUUAUCAGCAGACUCCCUAAUGGCAAUAUCGGGAUUGCAUUUGUGGGUAUAAAUACCUUCUUUUACUUCUUGUAUUUGAUCUGGCCUAGAGAUAUUAUUCACAAGUUUUAUAAUAAUUUUACAAUCUCGCAGUAUAAUCUCUCUAGAGGAAGAGUCCAUACUCUGCUGUUAUCUCAUUUUGCUCAUUUGGGAUUCCUGUCUUAUGCCUUGGACUCACUGAUAGUCUAUCUUUUCUGUCAGAAUUUGACAUAUAUGUUUGGACCAGUCUAUAUUGCCAAGCUGGCAAUGAUGAGCAUAGUGUGAGGAAGUUUCUUAUUGAUGUUGCAGCACUCUUCCUCAGGUACUCAGAACCCAUUUUGAGGAAAUGAUAGCAUCUUGAGAGCAUUGAUUUUCACUGUGAUUUUUCAGAACCCAACCGCCUCGUUCUACAUGAUUCCAUUCCCAAUUGCAAUUCCAGCAUGGGCUAUAGCAGCAGUUUUGCUUGGACUUGACUUCUUGGCAUUCAAUACAGGCUCUUUCGGAGGAAUUUCAGCUGCCUACCUCAUGCUGAACUAUGUCAGGUAA
This is a messenger RNA of Moneuplotes crassus, 792 nucleotides long. The record is from the annotation of a GenBank genome assembly. NCBI's taxonomy places the organism in Eukaryota, Ciliophora, Spirotrichea, Euplotida, Euplotidae.